AGUAAGACCUCAAAGUGUAUCCUGGGGGAGAGUGCUGCCAGCCAGAGGUAACGUUAUGCCACAAAGUGUUGGUAAUAUUGGAGUUAAACCCGGAGUUGCAGGUGCCCUUGGAGCACUGGGGAGCCGAUAUGGCACCAAAGCAAUGAAGACUGGAAUUGGCCGCUAUCCAGGGGCUCAGCUUGGUGUUGGAGGUUACAGAGCUCUUGGAUUAGGAGGUAGAGCAGGCCUGAAGCAAGGUGGAUAUGGAGGCCAGGGAGCCUAUGGUGCCGCUCUGGGCACAGGAAUGUUGGGGACUGGACUUACAAAUGGACUGGGACUCGGCCAGGGAGGGAAACAUGGUUAUGGUACUGGCUUUGGCACUCCACCAGGAUAUGGGACUUUAGCCGGCAUUGGCUAUCCUGGAGCCCGACCAGGAAUUGGACUUGGGUAUUCCACUGGACAGAAGGCUAAGGAACAGAAACCUGGUGUGUCUGCAGCAGAUUUGGGUGGACCACAGAUGGCCAAUCUGGGCCAAGCUGUUCAAGAUCAGAAGAGAGAAAAGAGCAAAGCACUUGGUCCCUCGUAUGGAGACAGAAGUCUUGGACCUGAAAUGCCCAACAUCAGGAGAAGCAAUAUACUUACUGCUCCUGAAUUACAGGCAGAAACUGGCUUUAGACCUGCUGUACUGCCACAUGGAAGAAAUGUCCAAAGCCUUGAUCCAGUAUUUAAGUCACUAAGUCUUGGACAUAUGACACCCCUUGAUAAAAAGAGUAAAGGUCUUGGUCUGGCUGUUUCACAAGCACAAGGAGGAGAAGGUUAUGAGCCUAUAGUCUUAGAAAGAAUAGGUGCAGCAAGCCAUGGAGCUACAAUGGCUGCUGGCGGUGUCAGACAGCAACUGCCUCUUUAUAAAGACAACAUUAGAAGUCUGGGUUCUGCUUCCUCUCAGGUACAGAGUGCAAGAGACUAUGAUUCAUCUAUCCAACAAAAUCAACGAGCCCCAAACUGUGGAUCCGCUCGUGAUUUGUCAGAUGUGUUAGGAAUCAAUCACAAUGAGCUUUUGGGUUCAGACACACAGAGGACUCAAGGUUUAGUGCCCCAGGAUCAUGUUGGUAAGGACAGCAAACAUCUUGUACGUGCAACUCCACAAGCGCAAGGAGAGAGAACCAAUCAACAGCCUCUUUUACAAACUCACGAUGGCAGAAGCAAUAUAUUUUCUUCUCCACAAGGUCAGGAAACCAGAAGAUAUGUAUCUGUUGUAGCAGACAGGCAGGGUGUCAAAGACCUUGGGCUUGUGGCUAAAGACAAAAAUGGGCCUGGACUCCAUGGGACUAUAGCUGUAGAAAAUCAUCCUGCACAAGGAGGGGGUAGCUAUGGACCAGUUAUCCCGGGUGCAAGUGGAACCCAAAGUUUAGGCAUCGCCUCAGUAGAAGGGAAGGAAGCCCAAGGUUUUACUGCUGGUGGUCAGAAAGCAAAACAUCUUUCCCAUGCUGAACGUGAGUCAAAAGCUCUCAGCAUCCCAGGACAGACUGGGAGGAAUACCCAGGCAACAAGAUAUAUGGGUGGAGCAGGAAACUAUCUGGGAGCAAGCCUGGGCGCCGGGGCCUACGGAGCAGGUUUGGGACAGGGAGGAUACUUGGGUGGUGCAGCUGGCAAACUUGGAGCUGCUGCUGCUCUUGGACAGGAUGGGUAUCCCCUAGGCGUUGCAGGGAAGUUACCUGGCUAUGGUGAGGGAGCAACAGGACACCUGGGUGCCAUGGCAGGCAAUGGCUUUGGUUAUGGGAAUGGUUACAGCAAUGGUCACGGGGCUGGGCUUGGUUACCCUUCAGAGUUAGCUGAUGGUGCUGAGAACAAAGCAGGGAAGCAUCAAGGUAACCGUUUUGGGGAGUUAUAACCUGCUAAAACCCAUAACAGGUGAUGGCACUAACCCGUAGAUGCUUUAACAUGGGACAAAUAUACAACUGACAAAAUAAGAGGCCUUCACGGAAGCACACAUGUCCAAUGUGGUAUUUUAUCCAUAGGGUGUAGCUAUUGUCUCUUAUUUAUAGAAGCUGACCAGUUUAUUCUGGGGGUUUCUGACCUCCUGCUCAUGUAGUUGCUUUUCACACAGUUUAAUUUAAAGGU
Perca flavescens (yellow perch) is the source of this 2100-nucleotide messenger RNA. RefSeq names its product glycine-rich cell wall structural protein 2. The transcript has 16 exons. Bases 56 to 1870 code for a protein of 604 amino acids. Lineage: Eukaryota; Metazoa; Chordata; Actinopteri; Perciformes; Percidae. The record is from RefSeq and is a predicted model, not a curated record.